Hypoxylon fragiforme is the source of this 1005-nucleotide messenger RNA. RefSeq lists its product as uncharacterized. Gene Ontology annotation, cellular component: U2 snRNP; catalytic step 2 spliceosome; precatalytic spliceosome. NCBI's taxonomy places the organism in Eukaryota, Fungi, Ascomycota, Sordariomycetes, Xylariales, Hypoxylaceae. Gene Ontology annotation, biological process: mRNA splicing, via spliceosome. The transcript has 2 exons. The coding region runs from base 1 to 1005 and encodes 334 amino acids. Gene Ontology annotation, molecular function: RNA binding. The record is from RefSeq and is a predicted model, not a curated record.
AUGAAUCAGAUACGAGCCAUACAAGCCCUCAACAAGCGCGAAAUUGAAAAUGGAGUCCCUCCAGAAGCUUCAUGGCAUACCGACUACCGUGACACAGCCUUUGUUAAUUUCGGCGGUCUGCCUUACGAGCUCUCCGAAGGCGACAUCAUCACUAUAUUCUCACAAUACGGCGAACCCGUGUUCCUAAAGCUUGCGCGGGACAAGGAAACAGGGAAGAGCAAGGGCUUCGGCUGGCUUAAGUACGAGGACCAGCGCAGCACGGAUCUGGCCGUUGACAACCUGGGCGGCGCCGAGAUUAAUGGUCGUCUGGUACGCGUCGACCACGCCCGGUACAAGCCUCGCGACGAUGAGGACCCGGAGGAUUUUAAGGUUGGCUGGGAGGAUAUCGCCCGCCGUGAGAAAGGCAACAGGGGCGAAGACCCGGAUGUGGAUAUGCAGGAAGAGAGCAGCGAGGAGGAGGAGCCGAGACGGCCAAUGAUCAAGGAAGAAAUAGAGCUGGCUAAACUGAUCGAGGACCACGACGAGGAUGAUCCCAUGAAAGGCUUCUUAAUCGAGGAGAAGAAAAAGGAAGUUGAAGAAGCGCGGAGAAAGGAAGAUGAGCGGAAGAGAAGGAAAGAUAGAAAAGACAAGCACCGACACCACCACCGCAGUCACCACUCCAGAAGAGAUGACAAGGACAUCGAGGAACGCCACCGCCAUAGGAGGUCAAGAAGGGACGAGACUCCAGCGGCGAAAGACAUGUCUAAGCGCAGCAGGACGCCGGCAGUAGACGAGGCGAAACGGGGAAGAGAUGAAACCCCUCCAAGGAAAGAGCGAACCCAUUCUACAGAUUACGAGCGGAGACGGCACAACGAUGAGCGCGAUCGGUUUGGUGAUGGGGGCCGAAGAAGAGACUAUGAUAAGGGGGAUAAGUACGAGAGGCACUCUCGACAUGAUCAUAACAGGGGUGAAUUUAGCAAAGAUCCAAGAAACAAACGGAGAAAUAGGAGCAGAUCUCUGCGAUAG